Sinocyclocheilus anshuiensis is the source of this 716-nucleotide messenger RNA. RefSeq names its product V-set domain-containing T-cell activation inhibitor 1-like. The record is from RefSeq and is a predicted model, not a curated record. The coding region runs from base 90 to 620 and encodes 176 amino acids. NCBI's taxonomy places the organism in Eukaryota, Metazoa, Chordata, Actinopteri, Cypriniformes, Cyprinidae. Gene Ontology annotation, cellular component: external side of plasma membrane. Gene Ontology annotation, biological process: cell surface receptor signaling pathway; immune response; cellular response to lipopolysaccharide. The transcript is spliced from 5 exons.
UGCCAUCCUCUCAAAUUACGACAGAGUCCGAGAAGAAAAACAAGAGGUUUUCAUAUGAUCAUAGAUAUAGAUAUUCUACUGCCUGCAACAUGAGAACCAGAAGGAAUGCUCACAUGUGGCAGCUUUCUUCUAGGAAAGACGAGGGGCUAAUUGAGCAUGUGCAGUGCUGCUGUUUCUGUAUCUGCGUGUUUGCAGUAUUGUUAAACAAAGCGUGUCUGCAGGUCACUGUUGAAGGUGAAGUCGGAGGCUCUGCUGUCUUGCCCUGUUCUUCUAUUGAUAAUCAUCUUAAAAAAGAAGAUAUAACGGUUUAUUGGAGACAUAACAGCAGCCAAAAUGUUUAUGACAUAAUUGAAGGUGAAGGAUCGGUGGAGAGGCAGGACUCGGCGUACAAAAACAGAGCUGAAACCUUCCCUAUUGAGUAUAUGAAAGGAAACGUUUCACUCAAACUCAGUAACCUUCAAUUUAAUGAUUCAGGAAAGUACAUCUGCUACAUCACAAAGGCACAUAAAAAUCCAAGCACGCAGCUUUUUGUCAAAGAUAGAGGAAACCAUGGAACAGCAACAAGAGCAGAGAGGAUUGUGUCAUUUUUAAUUCUGCUCCAUAUUCUGCAGUAUAUUUGACCUAGAAUGAGAUGUGUGAAGUGUAUUUUGUCUUGACAAGAAGUUAAGAGAUUUAUUAUAUUUGUAGUUUAUUAUAUUAAUUUUUUUUUCGUUUGA